AUGAAUCUUUGGCUUCAACUUCUUCACUCUGUGAAUGCUGCUGCCUUCUACGAUGCUGCUCUUGCAGAAGUCUUUGGUUACAAUGACAGCUCUCUGUGUGUUGCUUUUAAAGCCCUGCCUGCAUGCUUUGGGCCACGACCCCCGGCAGAAGGGCUGACAGGGGAUUUAAUGAGGAUGAUACCACCGAAUGCUUGCCGCAACCCUCCAGCACCAAAAAAAAAGGCCUCCGAGAGAUAUAUUGCACUAAUACAGGGGUAUGAUUGCUCUUUUGUCCAGAAGGUGCCCCACCAUGCCCAGCAGGCUGGAUACUGUGUGGCUGUCGCGUAUAACGUGGAUUCAGAGCAACUGAUUACUGUGGUGGCUGACGACAAAGAAAUCCAGCAGCUGAUUAGGAUACCAUCACUCUUUACUGGACAAUAGUUCUCCUCCACUUGCAAGGGCCUUUGCAAUGUGAGACUGGGCCACACAAUCAGAUUUCUACCACCCAAAUUCUAUUUCUAUUUGAGUCUUUGUCAGGAUAAUGCUGAAAUGCUGCAGGAAACUUUAAUCAUGCAGGAUUUCAGGGAGAUGUGCUAUGUCAUUAUGACUGUCAACUCAAUUAUGGUUGGCUUAAGCUGGUACAAGAGCACUCACGAGACAAAGCUUCACACAUGCAAACAGGGAUACAAAUAUGAGACCUGUGUGAUUUGCAUGGCAGUGUACAAGGAAGGGAACCUCCUGAAGAUCCCGUCCUGUUCCCGUGCUUACCACAGUGCCUGCGUUGACCCCUGGUUCCUCACCCAGGCCAGGGAAGACACGUCCCUCCUCAAGCAGCUGGUGAACACCUGUGGACAAGGUGACGUCCCGCCGGAGCAGGCUGGUGAAGGUGUGAACAAGUUGGAACAGGACCACGAAGACAAAACAUUUGGAGAAAGGCAAGAAGAUGAACAUGUUGGAGAGAAGAAAUAUGCUGUGAGCACAGAGGAAAGGGAAGGGUUUGAUGCACUGGAGAACAGCUUCAUUUGA
Messenger RNA from Athene cunicularia (burrowing owl), 1005 nucleotides. RefSeq names its product E3 ubiquitin-protein ligase RNF13-like. Lineage: Eukaryota; Metazoa; Chordata; Aves; Strigiformes; Strigidae. The record is from RefSeq and is a predicted model, not a curated record.